AUGGGCCUGUACCGCGGCGCGGCCCCCACGAUCCUGAAGCAGGGCACCAACCAGGCGGUGCGGAUGCCCGCCCAGGUGGCGAUCAUGGGGCUCAUCACCUUCGGGGACACCACGAAGAACGCCAACCCGCUCCUCAACGGCAGCGCCGGGUUCCUGGCGGGGUGCGUCUCGGUGUUGGCCACGCAGCCCGCGGACUGCGUGAAGUCCAAGAUGCAGGGCGAGGCCGCCAAGGAACUGUACUCCGGCACCGUUGACUGCGCGAUGAAGAUGCUGAAGGCCGAGGGCCCUUCUGCGUUUUUCGCGGGGUCCAUUCCUCGGAUGGUGCAGGUCGGGAUGACGAGCGGCAUCAGCUUUGCCCUGUUCCCAGUGAUCAGCAAGUUGCUCAACAAGGUCAUGUAG
This is a messenger RNA of Prorocentrum cordatum, 399 nucleotides long. Lineage: Eukaryota; Dinophyceae; Prorocentrales; Prorocentraceae. The record is from the annotation of a GenBank genome assembly.